Molecule: messenger RNA, 1964 nt
Organism: Pseudoliparis swirei
Lineage: Eukaryota; Metazoa; Chordata; Actinopteri; Perciformes; Liparidae
Gene: tefm
Product: transcription elongation factor, mitochondrial
Exons: 5
Coding region: 495-1625 (376 amino acids)
Biological process (GO): mitochondrial transcription; transcription elongation by mitochondrial RNA polymerase
Cellular component (GO): mitochondrial nucleoid
Molecular function (GO): DNA polymerase processivity factor activity; nucleic acid binding
Source: RefSeq, a predicted model, not a curated record
GCUUGCCUGUCUUCAAAACUUGAGAGCCCUGUUUCACAUAUAUCAUAUGUUUACAGAUUGUAAAGUCCUCCGAGACAAGUGUGUAAUUGUUGGCUCCACAAAAUCAACUGAAUUGAAUUAACACUAUGCAUUAGCGCAGUAAUCGGCACUAUAUGAAUGAGUGCAAUGAAGCUGUAAACACAAUGAAGACCCGUGGUGUUGUGUCGAAGGCUGUCCCUUCCCCGAAACCUAAACCAAUAAUUUAUAUAUGAUUUUAUUUGUGAUCCCCUUUAAUAUUAGUUUUUAUUUAUAUAUACACCUAACCCCUCAGUGGGGUGCUACUGUUUUAUCAGGAGGGAAACACUUUCAACCGGGGAGCGAACUUUCACACGACUCCGGAACCAUUGCAGCGAUGUUCGUUGUUUCCUACCCGGCGGGUUAAAAACCGUCGGACAACAACCAGAAAGGGCACCGUUGUGCAACCUAUAUGAGGUUGUAUUUAAAUUAAACCAAUUAUGUGGGUCGCCAGGCGAUUGCUGUCGUCUGUCGCUCAGAUAAGUCGGCAUGCCGGACAGCCCGGCUUGUUCCGCCGCCCUCGGCACGGCUGCCUCCCAGAGCUGGAGCUGCGGUACCUGCAGUGCACAUGCUGCUGGCGGAGCCGGGCCCCCGUGGCGGGCUUCGAGACCCUGAACCACACCCUGUCCUCCUCCGCGUCGGAGCCAUGCGAGGAGGACGACGACGACCUGUCCCUGGACGCCUGCUACACCUGCGAGCAGCGGGCCGCCAUCCUCCUGCUGCUCAACACCGGCACGCAGCUGGAGCUGGCGGGCGUGAAGCUCCUCAGGGGCCGCAAAUCGCUCAACAUCGUGGAGCACAGGACUAAACACGGGCCCUUCAGGACCCUGGAGAGCGUGGUCAACGUGCCGCUGCUGAAGCACAAAAGUGCCAUCACGGUGUUCAACUCUAUUCUCAACCCGGUGAACAAAGAGAGGAAAGUGAAGAUUCAGUUGGCAAAGUUCAUCAGGCCGAAAGUUGACAGGUCCUUGCUGGAGGAGGCCAGUAAUGUUGUGUCACUCGUAUGUGGGACUAAUAAAAUCGCCUGGGCUCAUGUGGACCGGGAGAUGGCGGUGCUGGAUUGGCGAGAGCUGGACUGUCCAAACUUCCUGAAGGGAACAUACAUGGCUUAUUCUUACUUAAAUGAUGUGUCUGCGGCCGUGGCGCUCCUCCCGUCAGCUGACUUCUACAUAAUUGAGAAAUCCUCCAUCUCCGUUCAGAAUACGGCCCUGUUCCCCAUCAUGGCCCACAUGAGGACUGUGGAGGCCAUGUUGUUCGCUCUGCUGGAGCCCAGAAACGUACCACCCGAUUCAAACAUUCCUCCAAGAGUUUUGAACAUGAUGCGCACCGCUGUGGGACGUCACUUCGGACUCAUGGUGGGCGAGUCGCGGACCAGUGGCGCUCAGGCGGUGCGACAGCUGAUGACCGAGUCGGUGACUCAGAGGCGUCCCAGGAUAAACUUCCCCCCCGAGCUGCUGGUGAAGCACAGGAAUUCUUUCCAGAUGGGCAGCAGGAGAGGAGGGGAGGAACUCUGCGACGCUCUGCUCCAGGCGGUGACUUUUUAUGAGCUCCUCAGUGACUCUUCCAGUUAGCCGCCACGUGGAUCGGUCUCUAACCAUGGCACUCGGAGCGCUUGUGGACUUGAACCCACAAUUUACCUCUUGGAACAGAUUUUGUGGCGAUUCGCGGCACAUUUUAAAGUGUUGAACAACGAUAUUGUUUAUGUUUAAUUUGGACACUUGGAAGUCAAUGCUGUCUGCCAUCUUCCCACGGUCUGUUUCACGCCUCUUUGGGACUCGCAUCAGGAAACCAAUGAAAGUGUUUUACUUUCUUAAAAAAAAAAUGUACAUCCUUUCCAAAAAUAUUGUUUUAUUUUACUUUCAAGAAUUAAAAAAAACAUACAUGUAAAUAAAAAAACUGAUUUAAUUGUC